CACCACCUCACCAUUCCACUACUACGACCUCAUAUUCAUACCCGCUCUAUCCGGGAAAUAUAUAUGGACAUGGAGCGAUCACUCUCUGCAAGAAAUACUCGGUCAUGAUUAUCAGGACGACGACGUCGUGUCGCGCAGUACCUGGACCCAUCGUUAUCGGCCAGAGGCGAUCUUCGACGCAAAGAUCGUUCGAUCUACUGCCAAGACUCCGGCGCAUUCUCUUUGGUUACGGCAGCGGCAACCUGGCCCAUCCCGCAAGCCAAUCCAUCGUCGGCGAAUGGAAGCCCCUCUGGCCUCGUCAAUCCCUCCCGAUCUACGACGACAGACCGCUUAAGGUUCUGGACAGGCUGUCGGAUGAAGGGAAACGCAAGCUUUUCACGCACCAAUCUGUGGACUCUGUUUGCAAUUACGAAGAGCUAGAAUGGGUCGGAGACGCUGCGCUGGAGUUGUUGGCUCGGAGAAUGAUCUCGCGAAGAUAUCCCAAGCUCAAAUUGGGCGAAAAGUCGAGACUGGCUCAAACGGUAGUCCGUGGAACGGCCCUAUCACGGAUAGCCCUCUCGAUCGGCCUAGCCCAACACAUCCGCUGUCACCCAGAUAAACUAUCCCAACACGUCCUGGAAGACGUCAUGGAAUCCCUCUUGGCAGUCAUGACCGAAGAAUUAGGGGACCAAGAAGCUUAUAUCUGGCUCGAAUCCGUGAUGGGUGAUUUACUGGAGGAAAACAAGCGGAGACUCCAUGGCCCACAACCGGUCUUGGUGAACGUUGACGAGACGGUGAACAUCUUCCACCCCGCUCCGCUCUGGACGUGGAUACAUCGACGGUACAAAAAGAUGACCCGGGAGUGGGCCGAGCUGUUCGUCAUCGUCCGCGGGCGGAUGACGGGAUGGAGGAAAAGGCUGGAUCACCGGAUACGAAAGCGUCGCCAGCUUUGGCAUCGCUUAGGGAUCGUUCCCCGCAUACGCCGAGUUCGGAACUACGUGAAAGGCCGUUGGGGGUCGUAUAGACACCAGUUGAAGUUCCAGAUUCGGCCCCGUGUGUUGGGAACAGCCCGAGGGGUGGCCAACCGGAUGAAGAUCACCCCGGGACUAGCUCGAGCUCGAGCGUACGUCCGAGACCGCUGGAAGACGUAUAGACAUCACUUGAAUGUCCGCGUACGGCCUGGCAUGGUCAGAACCGGAAGGCGGAUCAAACAGAGAUACCGCAUAAUCCAAGCGUACCUGCGAAGCCAUCGAGGCGCGUUGCAUCGCACGAUCCGGGCGCCAGGCGAUGAAAAGGCUGCCCAGGAAGCUGCACCUACGAGCAAUUUGACACUGAGACGACUGCGAAAACGGGCUACACAGAUCAAGAAAGCAAAGCCGGGCACAUCAAAAAAUGCCCGUCUUGUCAAGAUCAAAAAGAUACUAUCGAACCAGGUCGAGGAGCUCAAGCUAAGCGAUGAGCACGUGCCAAAAUCAAGCGAAGUUCAUAAGCCAACCGAGUCAGCAACCGGGAAAGAAUCGACCCAGCUACAGCAGCUGGCUCUACAGAACGUUGUGGAUCCGAAAAGCAUGCUCUUGCAACAUACACAAAAGCGACGGGUCCGGUACAAGACGGUGAAAGUACCCUCGAGUAGAUCGGCAGAGUGGCACGAAUCGGUAGAGGUCGCCGGACUGGGACAAUUUGUUGGUGUCGGAAUCAGGAAGAGAGAGGCGCAGAAGAAUGCGGCGAGGAUGAUGCUACAGUCGCUAUCAGAAAACAAAGCGACUUCAUGACAAUCGUUGUAUCCAUAUGUAGCCUGUUCACGUGCAUUAUAUGAUUAAAGACGACGAGGCUCGUUUGCGGUCUCGGAGAUGAGUCUGUGCGCCAAAACGUCGCAAGGUUAGCACGAUCU
Filobasidium floriforme is the source of this 1870-nucleotide messenger RNA. RefSeq lists its product as uncharacterized. The coding region runs from base 105 to 1751 and encodes 548 amino acids. Gene Ontology annotation, biological process: RNA processing. Lineage: Eukaryota; Fungi; Basidiomycota; Tremellomycetes; Filobasidiales; Filobasidiaceae. The record is from RefSeq and is a predicted model, not a curated record. The transcript has 3 exons. Gene Ontology annotation, molecular function: ribonuclease III activity.